Messenger RNA from Salvia miltiorrhiza (redroot sage), 1763 nucleotides. RefSeq names its product flotillin-like protein 3. NCBI's taxonomy places the organism in Eukaryota, Viridiplantae, Streptophyta, Magnoliopsida, Lamiales, Lamiaceae. Gene Ontology annotation, biological process: protein localization to plasma membrane. The record is from RefSeq and is a predicted model, not a curated record. The transcript has 2 exons. Bases 155 to 1603 code for a protein of 482 amino acids. Gene Ontology annotation, cellular component: plasma membrane raft; plasma membrane.
UUGAGAUCGAAACUCCCAAGAAUAAUCCUAAUUAGCGUAGGAUUGUGAGAUAGCAUGCUUAUAAAAGGAGCUAGUAAUCGGCCAAUUGGUUAGGAUCAUACCAUCACACAAAUAAACAAACAAACAUCUCAAGAUCGAAUUAGAGUUGAGAGAUAUGUAUAAAGUAGCUCGAGCGUCGGAAUACCUCGUGAUAACGGGAGGAUGGAUCAAGGACAUGAAGCUGACCCGGAAGUCGUGGGUGCUUCCGGGGCAGACUUGCACCCGCAUCGACCUCUCCCCGGUCAACUACACCUUCGAGGUGCAGGCCAUGAGCGCCGAGAAGCUCCCCUUCAUCCUCCCGGCCGUCUUCACCAUCGGGCCGCGUGCAGACGAUCGGGACAGCCUCCUCAAGUACGCGAAGCUGAUGUCGAACCACGACACGACGUCCAACCACGUGAACGAGCUCGUGCAGGGCGUGAUCGAGGGCGAGACGCGGGUCCUCGCGGCGUCCAUGACCAUGGAGGAGAUCUUCCGCGGCACCAAGCAGUUCAAGCAGGAGGUCUUCGACAAGGUCCAGCUCGAGCUCAACCAGUUCGGCCUCCUCAUCUACAACGCCAACGUCAAGCAGCUCGUCGACGUCGCCGGCCACGAGUACUUCUCCUACCUCGGCCAGAAGGUCCAGAUGGAGGCCGCCAACCAGGCCAAGAUCGACGUCGCCGAGGCCAGGAUGAAGGGCGAGGUCGGCGCCAAGCAGAGAGACGGCCAGACUAAACAGAACGCCGCCAAGAUCGACGCCGAGACUAAGAUCGUGUCCACGCAGAGGCACGGCGAGGGGAAGAAACAGGAAAUCAAGGUCGACACCGAAGUCAAGGUGUAUCAGAAUCAACAGGAGGCCGUCGCGGCCGAGGCCUCCGCCCACCUGGCAAAAAAAAAGGCCGGGUGGGCUAAGGAGGCCGAGGUGGCGCAGGUGGAGUCGCGGAAGGCCGUGGCCAUCCGCGAAGCCGAGCUGCAGCGGGAGGUGGAGAGGAUGAACGCGCUCACCACCACGGAGAAGCUCAAGGCCGAUUUUCUCACCAAGGCCAACGUCGACUACGAGACCAAGGCGCAGGAAGCCAAUUCUGAUUUCUACAAGAAGCAGAAGCUCGCGGAGGCGUACCUCUACCAGAAGCAGAAGGAGGCGGAGGCGGUGAAGGCGGCGGCGGAGGCUGAAUUCUACGGGCGCAAGCAGAAGGUCGACGGCGAUCUCUACGCCAAGAGGAAGGAAGCGGAAGGGCUGAUGGCGAUGGCGGAGGCGCAAGGGACGUACAUACGCAGCCUUCUCGGCGCAUUCGGAGGGAACUACGCGGCCAUGAGGGAUUAUUUGAUGAUCAAUGGAGGAGUGUUUCAAGAAAUUGCCAAGACCAACGCUGAGGCCGUGCGCGGCCUCCAGCCUCGCCUCAGCAUCUGGACAAACGGCGGCGACGGCAGCAGCGGCGGCAGCGAUGCGAUGAAAGAAGUUGCUGGGAUGUACAAGAUGUUGCCGCCGUUGAUGAAGACGGUGCAUGAGCAAACCGGGAUGCUUCCACCUUCAUGGAUGGGUAAACUACCACAAUCUGAUCAACAUUCAGUAGCCCCAGCUAGCUGAAUAACUGGGCUCUCUGUUUCUUUAUUUAUUUAUCCAGUUUUAGUUGCUAGAUUUACAUUGUUUUUUUGUUUUUGUUAGUUUAGUUAGUUUUAGUACAGUAUUUUGUUUCAGACUUAUAGUUUUGAUGAAUUUUGCUAUAUAUUUUCUUUGUUUUGUUCUA